Messenger RNA from Hibiscus syriacus, 1888 nucleotides. RefSeq names its product MACPF domain-containing protein At1g14780-like. Gene Ontology annotation, cellular component: plasma membrane. The coding region runs from base 29 to 1840 and encodes 603 amino acids. The record is from RefSeq and is a predicted model, not a curated record. Gene Ontology annotation, biological process: regulation of salicylic acid mediated signaling pathway; plant-type hypersensitive response. NCBI's taxonomy places the organism in Eukaryota, Viridiplantae, Streptophyta, Magnoliopsida, Malvales, Malvaceae. The transcript is spliced from 8 exons.
CCUGAGGGACACAGAAGCCGAAGAGACGAUGAGUUGCAGGAACAAUGGAAUAGUGGAGACGGCUCUCAAUAGCCUGGGCAAAGGCUUCGAUUUAACGUCGGAUUUUCGACUCAAGUAUUGCAAAGGCAAAGAGAGGCUGAUUUUACUCAACGAAAGCGAGAAGAGAGAGAUCACCAUACCUGGUUUCGGAGCUUUUGAAGACGUUUCCGUCGAUAUCAAAUGCGAUAAAGGCGAUCGUACUCGUCAUCAGUCCGAUAUCCUUGAUUUCAUUCAGAUGGCGGAGUUUUUCAACCAGAAAUGUGGCGUGGGAGGGAAGAUUCCAUCGGGGGAAUUCAAUUCAAUGUUCGGAUUCCAAAGCGGAUCGUGGGGGAAAGAUGCUGGGAAAAUCAAAUGCUUAGGACUUGAUGGGUAUUUCAUAAUAUUGUUCAAUCUUCAUAUCGAUCGGUAUCCUCUCCUUCUUUCUCAUGAAGUUGUCAAUGAUGUUCCUUCUGCUUGGGAUCCUCCUGCCCUAGCCAGAUUCAUAGAGAAAUACGGGACUCACAUCAUAGUGGGGCUAAGCAUCGGUGGGCAAGAUGUAGUUUUGGUUAGGCAACACAAAUCUUCGGAUUUACAACCUUCACACCUCAAGAAACAUCUCGAUGAUCUUGGUGACCAAUUAUUUACCGGCACUUGCUCCUUUAACCCCAAUUCCAAAGACCCAAAGCUCAAGGUACCACAGGCUUUCAAUAUCUUUGAUCAACUGCCUCUUGCUCUCAAUAGCUACCCCUCCAUCAGUACCAAAGAGGGAAUCAGUGUAAUAUGUUCAAAAAGGGGAGGUGACACAGAAGCUAACAGCCAUUGUGAGUGGCUUCCAACAGUUGCUGGAAGGGCCGAUGCCAUCCACUUUAACUUCAUUCCCAUUACUUCUCUGCUUAAAGCUGUCCCAGGCAAGGGUUUCUUGUCGCAUGCCAUCAAUUUAUACCUUCGAUACAAGCCACCUAUAUGCGAUCUACAGUACUUUCUGGACUUCCAAUCACACAAUAUUUGGGCUCCCAUUCACAAUGACCUUCCAUUGGGUCCUUCCCCUAAAAGGGCUUCUUCUUCACCAGUCCUUCAUUUCAACUUAAUGGGUCCUAAGCUUUAUGUCAACACUUCUCAGGUCAUAGUAGGAAGGAGGCCAGUCACUGGGAUGCGCUUGUAUCUUGAGGGCAUGAAAUGUAAUAGGCUGGCAAUUCACCUUCAAUAUCUAUCUAAUCUACCAAAGACAUUUGAAAACAAGAUGGACGACAUCCAAUACUGGCAUGCAUCAGAAGAUAGAGCCGAUAAUGUUCGAUUCUUCGAAGCCAUUCAUCGGAAAAACUUCUCCCAUGUUUGCACCGCCCCUGUCAAAUACAACCCCAAAUGGGCCGCCGCCGUCAAAGACGUCGUUUACAUCGUCACCGGCGCUCAGUUGCACGUAAAGAAACACGAUUCCAAGAGUGUUCUACAUCUUAGGCUGGUGUUUUCAAAGGUGUCGGACUCUUUCAUAGUGCAGUCUAGUUGGGCGCAAGCCGAGUCAGGGUUCUCGCAAAAGUCUGGUUUACUUUCAGCGAUAAGCCAAUCCUUAACCGGAAGUGCAUUGAAAGAAAAGGAGGAGGUGGCGGUUGUGGUGGAUUCCGCCGUGUACCCAACCGGGCCGCCGGUACCGGUCCAAACACCAAAGCUAUUGAAGUUCGUAGAAACGUCGCAGUUAUGUAGAGGGCCUGAAGAUAGUCCAGGGUAUUGGCUGGUAACGGGUGCAAGGUUACAAGUGGAGAAAGGAAAGAUAAGUUUGCAUGUAAAGUUUUCUUUGAUAAAUAUAUGUUCAGCUAAAAUAUUAUAAUUUGGCGAUUAAAUUUCGUAUAGAAAAGUAUAUUUCAAUUUUUUUUCA